Trematomus bernacchii (emerald rockcod) is the source of this 2533-nucleotide messenger RNA. Its product is annotated as B-cell receptor CD22-like. Lineage: Eukaryota; Metazoa; Chordata; Actinopteri; Perciformes; Nototheniidae. The record is from RefSeq and is a predicted model, not a curated record. The transcript is spliced from 10 exons. The coding region runs from base 45 to 1613 and encodes 522 amino acids.
CCGUCUUCUGCUCAUUGCUACAGAGGAGAGGCAUCUUUCAACACAUGGUUCCUCCUUCACUUCUCACAGAGAUGAGAGGAGCAGCUAUGAGUUUAACUGCAGCAGCGAGUGGAUUAGUUGUCUUCCUGCUCUCUGUGUCAGUGGUUCAGGGUCAGCGUGGUUGGGGAGUGACUUGCUCUUCUUCUAAGAUCUGUGCAGUGAAAGGAUCAACAGUGGAGAUAAGAUGCAGCUUCACAUACCCAUCUACAUGGAAUGGUGGUGUUAACACAUUAGAGAAUACAUUCUGGUUCACUAAAAAGAAAGGUGGUGAACUUGUAGAUCUGACCACAGACUCAGAGUAUUCAGGUCGUGUAGAGGAUCUCUGUGGAAACAACAUCUGCACUCUGAGAAUCAGAAACCUGAGAGAGAGCGACUCAGCUGAGUACAGGUUCUGGAUCAAAACAAACCAAGCUACAUACUCGGGUCAUCCAGUCACUUUGUCCGUCACAGAUCUCCAGGUGAGCAGAUCAGGAUCAUCUACUCUCCUUCAGUGUCUCAGCAGUUGUCCACCUGGUCAAACUUCCUACAUCUGGUUUAAGAACAGACAGCAAGUGAAGGAAGACACAUCUUCUUAUGCAGACUUCAGAUAUGACUCAGCAGACAGUUAUUCCUGUGCUUUGAAGGGAUAUGAGGACUUCCCCUCUCCUUCAGUGUAUGCUCCAAAGCUCCCCUCUGUGUCAGUGAGUCCCUCUGCUGAGAUAGAGGAGGGCAGUUCAGUGACUCUGACCUGUAGCAGUGAUGCUAACCCAGCAGCUAACUACACCUGGUACAAGGAGGAUCAACAUGCACACCUUUCUUCUGUCAAUGAAGGACCACGUCUCGUCUUCACCUCCAUCCUGUCCUCUGACUCUGGACAGUAUUACUGCAGAGCUGAGAACGAGCUGGGGAGUACAAGAUCUGAAUCCAUCUCUAUUGAUGUGAAAUAUGCUCCAAAGCUUCCCUCUGUGUCAGGGAGUCCCUCUGCUGAGAUAGAGGAGGGCCGUUCAGUGACUCUGACCUGUAGCAGUGAUGCUAACCCAGCAGCUAACUACACCUGGUACAAGAAGAAUGAAGACUCUCCAAAAGCUUCAGGACAGAUCUUCAACAUCACUGACUUCAGAGCUGAACACAGUGGGAGUUAUUCCUGUGGAGCCCAGAACAAGUUAGGACGUAGUAACUCCACCUUUCAUCUGGCUGUUGUGGCAGGAGGAUCAUGGAAGCUACUACCUUUUGUAACAAUCCCUGUUGUUCUCCUGGCUGUCAUUUCUCUCUCUGUCUUCCUGUGGAUCAGAAGAAAGAGGGCUUCUAGAGACUCGUCUGAGCCUGAAGAGAGAGCGGACAAUAGGGAAGAGUGUGUACCUGAUCAGCCGGAGCAGCAGGAUGACCUUCAGUAUGCCAGCGUUCACUUCUCCAACAACCGGGCAGACCCUCUUUACUCCAACAUGAGAGCAGCUGAGCCCCUCAGACACACGGAGCAACAGGAAGUCCCGGAGUACGCUGCCGUCAUGUUCAGCAGUGCUGCCCCGAGGACCAGAGGUCAGGACUCUGAAGAGGAUCCAGCUGCAUUGUACAGCACGGUCAACAAAUCCACAUAAACACAGCAGGCAUUGCAUUUGAAGGAUGAUACUUCAGUUCUUUUACAAUCACAUUUCUAUUUACACAGGGUAAUGUGGAUUUUGUAAAUACAUGUCUCAGGGUGGACCUCUCCAUGAAUGAGGCGAUGGGUUUUCAGCCUAGUUUUUAUUAAUCUGAAUGGCUCAAAUGUAAAGAUUUUGUUAAGUAUUUCACAGCUUAAUGUACUGAAUUGUAAAUAUUUCUUGUGUAACAUGAUUUUUGCCCCCAAAAAAUUACAAAAUGUAGAGAUGUUGCAACAAGGGAUCUGAUCCCUAACUGCUGGCUUGAUGGAAAAUGUAGAUAUUACUACAGAGUUAUAAUUUACUGAUAACAAACCAAUUUCCAUUGUUUUGUAAGUACAUUUAUCAACUUUAUUCAAAUAAUAUUUCUUUACAAUGUUCUUCUUCUUGUCUAGACUGAAAUAUCAACAACUACUUGUUGGAUUCAUUCCAAAUUCCAAAAUAAAUGUUGUUUUUGAAAAGCACAUUGGGAUAUUGGAGAGGACACAUGUGUUUGCUGAUGUAGUUGCAGUUUCAUUCUGCUGCCACUAGGUUUCAGUAAAGAGCCGUAUUUCACUGAUGGAAAACCAUUACCAAGAGCCUGUAAAGUAAAUGUCUCUUUGGUGUGUGUACGGCCUUAAUGUUCACACAUUCUUAUUCAUCCAUAUUUGUUAUGUAAAAGUUCCAUUAUCACCAAUUGAAUUUGUAAAUGUCUUUGUUACUCUUUAAGUUUAUAACCAUCACAACUCAUUGCAAUUAUCUAUUUUGCUUUGUUGUUUGCACCUGUUAUUCUGACCCUUCUCUUUUGUUCUGUACUUCAUGUGUUUACUUUUUUCUCUUUCUGUUCUGUAUUGGUUUGAGUUAAUAAAUACAACAUUUGAACAAGGAAUGGUGGAGCUGCA